UGACUGGGUACAUCACUAGUUAUGUCAUCCAUUGCGAAGUUUGAUGUCAUACCUAUCUACUUAUUUAAUAUUUAUACUUUCUUAUUUACUUUCUUUUAAAAUUUUCAGACUAAAAGAGAUAUUCCAACCAAGGAGUGUAAUCCUUCUAUCCGUAUAUUUUAAAACUUACAUUUAGAGGAAGAUUCCUGAAUUCAGGAGAUCCUGGUUAAUUAGUGGUUUAUCAUAACCAAAAAUAUCAAAAUGCCGUUAGAUUAUAGAAGAUUUAAUGGACCAGAAGAUAGUAUACCAUAUAAACGUUUUACAAAGCAAUAUUUUAAAACUUAUGAACAACUUCGAGACGAUUUAAUAAACGACAAAGGCCUAAGACAAGACGGCCGUACUCUUGACGAAGCAAGGAGCAUGUUUGCAAGAACUGAUAUGGUGUCACAAGCAAAAGGAUCAUCUUAUGUUGAAUUGAAGAAAACAAAAGUAGCAUGCUCUGUAUUUGAUCCUAGAGAGAUACCACAUCAGAAUGAAUUCAGCCAACUUGGUCAGCUAUAUUGUGAAGUAAAAUUUGCACCUUUCUCAUGCCCUCGGAAACGACGGCCAUAUGCACCUGAUUCUGAAGAGAGGGCUCUUUCAGUUGCAUUAAGACAAGCACUAGAGCCAACUGUAUGCAGGCAUUUGUUUCCUAACUAUCAGAUUGAUGUCUUCGUAUACAUAUUAGAACAUGAUGGUGCAUGUUUAGCAGCAGCCAUAAAUGCAGCAGGUCUAGCAUUAGCCAAUGCAGCUGUGCCCAUGUAUGACAUAAUUACAUCAUGUUCUGUGGCAGUUCUUGGUGACAAAAUGUUCAUUGAUCCUACAGAAGCAGAAGAACAUGUAGCAACUACAAGUCUAGAAAGUGAUGCAAAUCAUGGUAUCAUAACCAUGUCAAUGUUAUCUGGACUAAAACAAAUAUCAGACUUCACUCAAAUAGGAUCUAUGGGUAUGGACUGCGUUACAAAAGCAAUGGACAUACUAGAAAGGGAAUGUGAAAAACUUGUACCUUAUAUACAAAAAGUUCUUGUUACAAAUGUUAUCCAAGGAUUUGAGCAACAAAAGGUGCUUGAAGAAGAAGCUAAGGAAAGAGAAAAAGCAUUGGAUGCUAAAAUGGAGGAAUGGAAAGCCUUAUUAAAAGCUGCACUCAUAUUUGGUAGUAUCGGCUAUUUAGAGGAAUUACAUAUUGAGAAACAAGAUAUACAUAGUUCUGAUGGUUUGUGUUUUGAUCCGAGAACUAUUAUGUCUCUUGGGCCAACUCUUCGAAUUUUAAAUGUCUCUGAAAAUAAAAUUACGGAUGUGGCUUGGGCAAAACCGCUUCGUAGAUUGGAAGUACUCAUAGCUAAAAAGAACAAUCUGGAAAACUUUCAGAGCGUGGCUGAUGACUUAUGCACAUUGACUUCCCUGGUUGACUUAAAUUUCAUUGGAAAUCCGAUGACGAAGAAACAUCGUUACAAAGAAACUAUUAUUGCAAGAUGUGCACAACUUCGUGUUUUAGAUACAAUAGUGAUCAAUAACACGUCAAAAACCUUUCUACAAAGUUUCGUUAAAGCUGUCAAACUGCGUCAGCUUAACGAAAAAAACAAGUUGGAUAUGAAUAAACGUGGAGUUGAUGACUUCUUUGAGCUUAACAUGUUGCCUGGACCGAGAGCUCAAAGCGCACUUUCUACGAGUAUAUCUGGGUUCACCAACCAGAAACCUAAAGUUUCAGCAAUUGAUUCUACAUACACGUUUAUGCCACGUACUUUCUGGCGGUCAAAGCCAACACCAUCGCCUCGAGAGACUAUUGCUCCGCCAAUGGAACCUCCACCGCCCAUCAAACAACCUGUGAAUGAAACAAACGACAUUCCUAUUAAAGGAAUUUUAAAGAAACCUAUGCCAAUGAAAUAUCAAUCCUAGAAACUUUUAUGUUAUAGAAACUUAUAUGUUAUUUUAAUAUUAUUUAUAUAAAAAGAAAAUAUAAAAUUGUCAAUUUUUCCUG
Galleria mellonella (greater wax moth) is the source of this 1996-nucleotide messenger RNA. RefSeq lists its product as uncharacterized. The record is from RefSeq and is a predicted model, not a curated record. NCBI's taxonomy places the organism in Eukaryota, Metazoa, Arthropoda, Insecta, Lepidoptera, Pyralidae. Gene Ontology annotation, biological process: nuclear mRNA surveillance; U4 snRNA 3'-end processing; rRNA catabolic process. The transcript has 10 exons. Gene Ontology annotation, cellular component: nuclear exosome (RNase complex); cytoplasmic exosome (RNase complex); nucleolus. Bases 241 to 1914 code for a protein of 557 amino acids.